Phoenix dactylifera (date palm) is the source of this 1117-nucleotide messenger RNA. Its product is annotated as protein VERNALIZATION 3-like. Lineage: Eukaryota; Viridiplantae; Streptophyta; Magnoliopsida; Arecales; Arecaceae. The record is from RefSeq and is a predicted model, not a curated record.
UCCUCCGUCCUCAUCCUCUUCCCAAAUCCCAAGGCUAUAUUGCAAUGUCCGGGGAUCCUUUGGUUUUGGGUCACGUAGUGGGGGAUGUGCUGGACCCGUUCGUCAAGUCCGUGUCCCUGAAAAUAUUCUACAACAACAGGCAGGUGCUGAACGGCGCCGAGCUAAAACCCUCUGCCGUCGUUAACAAACCCAGGGUCGAGGUUGGAGGAGACGAGCUCCGGGUAUUUUACACGCUUAUAAUGGUGGAUCCAGAUGCCCCAAAUCCAAGCAAUCCGACGUCAAGAGAGCACUUGCACUGGAUGGUUACGGACAUCCCCGGGACAACUGAUUCCACUUUCGGCCGGGAGCUCAUAGGUUAUGAAAGCCCAAGACCGGUGUCAGGGAUCCACCGGAUUGUGUUCGUUCUAUUCCAACAGUUAGGCAGAGAAAGUGUGUUUGCUCCCGCGACGCGGCAAAACUUCAACACCAGGAGCUUUGCAGGGGAACACUAUCUGGGGCCACCGGUUGCUGCUGUCUACUAUAAUUGCCAGAGGGAAUCUGGCUCCGGCGGUAGAAGAUUCAGAUGAGAAUAAUGAUGUCAUGGAGCCAUGUUAUAGAUUAGUUAACUAAAAAUCCUGCCGUCUAUGUAUUGGAUGCAACCUAUCAAGCAAACAUCAAAUAAAUAUCCCGAGCUAGUGUAUCUGGCUGCUUAUUUAAGCGUCAAGGCCCAAACAGAACCUGGAGUAUGCUGCAUCGAAGUGGAAAAAAAAAAAAAAAAUCCAAUUCAAGAAAAAAGAAAUGAAAACUGAGUAAUUCAAAACUUGGUUGUGGCGGCACAUAAAAGUUGUCCGCGAAAAAAGUAUAAGCUGAAAUAGGGCGAAAUAUCCAGAAUCACCCAAAAAAAAUUCACAAGAUUAGCUGACGCAUGCUCUAAUAGCAUAAAUUAGGCAUGCUGAAUUGAGGCGAAUCUAGCAGACCAACAUCCAAGAUGGAUUCCAGAAAAUAUACAAUCAAUAAACCAUCAAGCCAAGUAGCUUGGCUGUCUGAUGCGAUGGAUCGAAAGGCAAAUUUCACAUAAUAAACACAUAAUUGCAAAUGACACUGCCAACAAAAUGAAUGAGCACCUCCUUGAACUAGA